This is a messenger RNA of Neodiprion fabricii, 1841 nucleotides long. RefSeq lists its product as uncharacterized. Bases 46 to 1437 code for a protein of 463 amino acids. The record is from RefSeq and is a predicted model, not a curated record. The transcript is spliced from 3 exons. Lineage: Eukaryota; Metazoa; Arthropoda; Insecta; Hymenoptera; Diprionidae.
UCACACCGUGCCGCCAACAUCGUACGUAAAUAGCAGGGAAGCAUAAUGAGGACGGAAAUGCUGCUAACCUUUUGGGUUGGGUACAUACUCGCAUUGCACAUGAGCACUGCAGCAGUGGGCGAGGCUUAUGAUAUAUCGCCGACUUCCACGUAUCACUUAUCAAAUCAUCCUGCGUGGUCCGGCUCGGCUCUUGAAGUUCGCAGCGUGAGCGGAGUUGGACACUUUGCAGCACCCGUGAAUCCACACGAGGCAAUCGAUCAUCGUAGAAACAGACGUGGGUUAGAAGAGUUCGAGACAGACCCAGAAAAGUAUAUCGAGGAUCUAUCCUUUGAAGAUUUUCCACGCAGCCGCCGUGAGAUGAAAGAUGUUGAGGAAUUUACCCGCUUUGAAGGUCUUAUGAAGAAGCCAAGGGUCCGCAGAGACGCUGAACCAAAUUUGGAGAAGGUGUCCAGUUCAAAAAGCGUCCGAGAAGCUCGACUUAACUCCCCUGAAACGUGGUCAAAGCAACCAAUCUCCAUCGAGCUUCGUCGGCAUUCUAACGCUGAUCAAACCUCCUUUGGAAAGGACAUCCACGGGUCAUCUGGUCACCACGUACCGAAAACUGACUUUGUUACCGGACACCGGCGUGACUUUUCCGAAAGCCGAGAAUCGAGAGCAAUGCCAGAACUCGCUAGAUCGUAUCAGGACUACGUACCAUUGUUUCGGGAAAAGGUCAGGCAGCGUGAUUUCGACGUGACGAUUCCACGAUAUUAUUACCCGGACCGUUUUGGGUCCGACCGAAGCAUUGAUGAGCGGAGACCUGCCAGUAGUACCCACUACUACAACCGAUACAACGAAGAAGAUGUCAGUCCAUACGGAAGAGCUCACAUUCAGUCGAAGCCCAAGAGAAUAGUUUACUAUGCACACCUUCCUGAAGUCGCUCGAAAGCCCGUUGAUAUUAGAAACAAUCGCCAUCUCUAUGACGAUGUCGUGCGUUCGCCACCCGAAGCUGUCGCUAGCUCUACGUCGUACAGUCGGGCACCAGGACACGUAGACAAUAACAAUUAUCGUUACAGGAUGUCCUAUCCUUACGAAGCCUACCGACCGUACCAAAGAUAUGCUUACAGACGGCCGUACGAUGCUCUAUACCGAUCGGAGAUGAACGAUGACCAGUAUAUGGAUCAUGCAUCGCUGAGAGAAGAACUCCGAUAUCCAGAGCUUGAAGGUGGGAGUCUGGACCGAAAAGUUUAUAGCAGGGUUUUCGAUAGAUCCGAGUCUACAUUGCCAUGGCCAGUGGAAAUUGGGACCAAACUCCAUAUCAAGGAUGACAAGAGAAUUCCAGGACGUCGGAUCUUUGGUCAGAAUAAUGAUGACAAUGGGUAUGAGGUGAACGCUAAGAUUCAGGCCGCUUUGAAUUCGGAUAAUCCAAAUACCGAGCGUCGCGAAAGCAGCAAAUAGGUGUAGGACGUUCGACUGUUUCACGAUAACCAUUUUCAUCAAAAGUCGAUCAUUUGAUAACCGGGUGAAAAUGGUGAUUAGGGAAUUCUAAUACCUAUAAUACGGAGAAAAUACCUGUUGGAAUUUUUUGGUUAAAUACAUUGCGGUGAACUUUCAUGUGUAAAUUUCACAUUUCCGGUAGUUGGUCGCCCUAACAAAUAGCCGUUCUCGGAGUCUACCGCAUGCACAUUGAACUCUAGCAGACGACGGAGUGUACAGCCGCUAAGUAUUCACUCUGUGCACUUGGGUACAAUGAAUCUGAGACGGCUAAUUUUUUACACUAGACAGUUAUGUUGGCAAGACAGAGAAACCUACAGCACCAUAGUCGGUCGAGCGCGAAACAAAGUCGAUCUGAAUAAAAUUAA